AUGCAAUAUUUCAAUGCCACAUGGGUGCCUAAGAUUGAGAUGUGGUUAACAACAAUAAAAUCCCUCCCACUAGCAAGCCAAGAAUCCUCGGGUGCAAUCGAAUCCUACCACGUGAAACUAAAACUCAAACUCUUCGACGACUCGCACCUGGGUGCACUCCAACGAGUCGAUUGGUUAGUCCACAAGCUAACCACCGAGCUCCACUCCUCCUAUUGGCUCGACCGCUACGCAGACGAAAGCGACUCCUUCCAAACCAUCAAGGACGAAUACGUAAAUUCCACCUCAUGGCAUCGAGCAUCAAAAAUCCCAAACACCAACAUUACAUUUAUCCCCAAACACCACCAAAAUCCUAAGCCAAACCGAUACUUCCCGUUCCCAUAUCGUCUCGAAUCCCGGGUCCGAAUUCGCGUUUUGCGAUUGCGAGUGGUCGUUACGCGGGAACAUCUGCAAACACGUGGUCAAAGUCAACACGAUGUGCGAGAAUCUAAAAGGGUACCAAAGUUCGUUGUCGUUUCACGCGUUUCAAGAGAUACUUGUGAAGAUGUUUGA
Lactuca saligna is the source of this 549-nucleotide messenger RNA. Lineage: Eukaryota; Viridiplantae; Streptophyta; Magnoliopsida; Asterales; Asteraceae. The record is from the annotation of a GenBank genome assembly.